Aureobasidium uvarum is the source of this 1521-nucleotide messenger RNA. The record is from the annotation of a GenBank genome assembly. Lineage: Eukaryota; Fungi; Ascomycota; Dothideomycetes; Dothideales; Saccotheciaceae.
AUGAAUUUCAUCAAAUCAGUCGAGAUCCUCGGAUUCUUCUCCGUCGGAUAUGCUCUAUCAUGGAUUAUAUAUGCACGAUUUCUCCACCCUCUGAGACAUAUUCCUGGACCGUUCUGGGCUUCAGUCACUCGACUUUGGAUGGUCCAUCGUAUUCGCCAAGGAGACAUGGAAGUCGUCCAGCGAAGAUUGCAUGAACAAUACGGUCCGCUUGUCAGAAUCGCUCCGGACGAAGUCGCUUGUGCGGACCCAGACGCCAUCCGGAACAUCUAUCGCACACAGGCACCCCUGACCAAAACUCACUUCUAUCCCGUUUGGGGCAGCAACAACUUCUCAAAAUACCCUGAUCUGUUUGUCGACACGAAUGAGAAGCUUCACAGCAGUCGCAGACGCAUUGUCAACAAUGUGUACAGCAUGUCAACUAUCUUGACUCUUGAAGCAUACAUAGACGACUGUAGCGCUGUACUGCUACAACGCUUGGACGAACUCGCAGCUUCAGAGACAGUGGUCAAUCUCGGCCAAUGGUUGCACUGGUACGCGUUCGAUGUCAUUGGCGAGAUCUUCUUUGGAGAAGCUUUCGGCUUCAUGUCAGAGGGGAGCGAUUAUCAGUCAUAUAUCCAAUCACUGGAAACGUUGGUACCCGUGAUAUGUCAGGCUGCAGUAGCCUCGCCGCUGGCUCAACGUAUCAUUCUCGGCUCUGCUUCCAUCAACCCUGCUACAAGGAAGGCUAUGAAGGCAAUGGCGCAUAUUGAGAACGCCGCGCACACAAGUGUUGACAGCCGCCUUCAAGAUGAAGAAACUGGAAGACAGGAUUUGCUACGUCAUCUGCUCGAGAUUAUGAGAUCCAAGGGCGACAAAGUAGACUCUGGCGUCGGAGAAGUGAAGCUGCAGGCCUUUAGUGCUUUGACAGUUUUCUACCAUUUGCUGAAGUACCCUCACGUCAUGGAAGAACUUCGUGCAGAGCUUGAUACCGCGACAAGAGAAGGACACCUCUCCAACCCACCAAGGUUUGCGGAAGCAUCAAAACUUCCCCUGCUCACUGCUACCAUCAAAGAGGCCAUGCGGUUGCAUCCAAGUGUCGGUCUGACCAUGCCUCGCAUUGUGAGUGACACAGGGCUUGAAGUGGCUGGUACGGUGAUUCCAAAAGGCUGGAAGGUAGGAAUGAACGCCGCCGUGGUUGGACGAAGCAAAGCGAUCUAUGGCCCUGAUGCCGACGAGUUCCGACCUCAGAGAUGGCUGGAAAGUGGCGGCGAGACUCUGGAUAGGUAUAAUCUGGUGUUUGGUGCAGGCACACGGACCUGUAUCGGCAAGAAUGUAAGUGAGAGGAUCAUCAAAGACCUGAAUCAUCUGCUGACGCGCUUCAGANUCUCUCUGAGUGAGAUACACAAGGUUGUGCCUUUGAUUAUACAGAGAUAUGAUAUCAGCCUAAAGCAUCCAGAGAGGGAAUGGAUCACCAAGAACGCCUGGUUCAACAAGCAAGACGGUCUUGAUGUCCUGAUUAGAAGAAGGAAGUCUGAUCACUAA